Messenger RNA from Hippopotamus amphibius kiboko, 3643 nucleotides. RefSeq names its product membrane cofactor protein-like. Gene Ontology annotation, cellular component: cell surface. The coding region runs from base 82 to 1293 and encodes 403 amino acids. The transcript is spliced from 14 exons. The record is from RefSeq and is a predicted model, not a curated record. NCBI's taxonomy places the organism in Eukaryota, Metazoa, Chordata, Mammalia, Artiodactyla, Hippopotamidae. Gene Ontology annotation, biological process: negative regulation of complement activation, classical pathway.
GUGCGGAUUCUUAUCUCUGCUAACCCGGCUCAGAAAGGUCUCCGCUGCGCUGUUUCAGGUUUCCGGCAGAUCUCGCCGAAAAUGACGGCGUCUUGCGCGCUUCGCAAGGCAUCUCCCUACCGCCCCGAGAGUUCCUUUUCUUCUAGGUGCUUCGUUGGGAUGCUUUUGGUGGCCCCACUGCUCCUGCUUCCCUUAUCCUCCGAUGCCUGUGAUGAACCACCGAGAUUUGCAACUAUGCAGCUCCAGAAUGCCUCUAAACCCAGUUAUAGCUCUGGGGAUAAACUCUAUUAUGCGUGUCGCCCAGGUUACCAGCUCAAGCGUACUGGUCUUGCUACUCCUAGCCUAAGUAUUGUUUGUCAGGAGGAUAAUACAUGGUCAUCUCUGGAGGAGGCCUGUCAAAAAAAACGGUGUCCUACCCUAGAGGAACUCCAAAACGGCCAGAUAGAGUACACAAAUGCAAGUAUUGACUUUGGCUCACAGGUUCACUAUUCCUGUGAUAAGGGUUAUUACUUAAUUGGAGAAAGUAUUCGACAUUGUCAGGUUGCUGGCAGUAUUGUGGACUGGAGUGAUGCUCCUCCAAUAUGUGAAAAGAUUUUGUGUAAACCACCUGAAGACAUUGCUAAUGGAAAAUACACCAAUACCGGCAAGGAUAUAUUUGCAUACAAUGAAGUAGUAACUUAUAGUUGUAAUCCUGCAACUGGGACAGAUGAAUAUUCACUUAUUGGAAAUGCAACACUUGUUUGUGUUGGAAAUGAUGAAUGGAGUAGUGACCCUCCUGAGUGUAAAGUGGUCAAAUGUGUGUUUCCAACCAUCAUCAAUGGGAAGAUAGUCUCAGGACUUGGACAAAAAUUUUACUACAGUGCGAGGGUUGAAUUUGAAUGCAACAAGGGUUAUAAGCUUAAUGGCAGCAGAACAACUGUCUGUGGUGCAAACAGCACUUGGGAGCCUGAGAUACCAACGUGUGUUGAAGAGUUGACUACUCCCACUACCCAACCUCCAAUUUCCAGUACCUCAGUGUCGACUCGAGUUCCAGUUCCUAGUGGCCCAGAUUCCAAGCCUACUCAUCGAACUGUGACCCCUGGAUCAGGUCAUCCAGGACAUGACAGCGCUGGUGAUGAAACACCUAAAGCUGAGAGAUUAGGUGCAGGAAUCAUUGUUGCAAUUGUUCUUGGUACAUUUUUGGGCCUUGGAGUACUUGCCGGCAGUGUCUACUUCUGUCUUUGCAGAAAGAAUAAAAGAGAUGUCUAUUUCUUUCUGAGACCAGAAGAGAGAAAGGUUUGCUUUUAUCAUUAAAAGGAAAGAAAGUAGUGCUACAUACAGCGCUUACCAGGAUAAGGCAACCACUCCAGCUGAGUAAAUGAACUAAAUGGUUCCACAAACCCAUGUGUCAUUCAGCCAUGAAAAUGAAGGAAAUCCUGCCAUAUGCAAUAAUACAGAUGGACCUUGAGGGCAUUAUACUGGGUGAAUAUGACAGAGAAAGAAAGACAAGUACAGUAUGAUCUCACUUAUAUGUGGAAUCCAAAAAAUCAAGCUUAUAGAAAAAGAAACCAGAUUUGUCUUCAUCAGAGGUGGGGGUGGGGGGUGGGGGGGUUGAGUAAAAAUGAUCAGAAAAUAUAAACUUUCAGUUAUAAGAAAGUACUGGGAUGUAAUGUGCAGCAUGGUGACCACAGUUAGUAAUACUAUACUGUGUAUUGGCAAGUUGCUAAGAAAGUGAAUCUUAAAAGUUCUAAUACAUGGAAGAAAAAAAUUUUUUGUAGGUAUGUGAAGUGAUGGAUGUUAGCUGAAUCUAUCAUGGUAAUCAUUUCACAGUAUAUACAUUAUCAAAUCAUGCUGUACACCUUAAACUUAUGCAAUGUUAUGUCAAUUAUAUAUCAAUACUGAAAGAAAAAAAUCUAUAAAAAUUAUUUGCUAGUUUCUUACACUGUCAGGAAUGGAACUGUUAAGCCACAGUGCUAACAUUUGAAUGUGGCUGAAGUAUAGUCACCAUCCUUUAAUGCUUCUUUGAAAUGUGUGUGCAUUUGGGUUUGAACAUCUUGUUUUUCCUUAAAUAACACUUGUAUUUAUAGGGCAAGUCAACACAGUAUCCCCACUAAUGUUAAGGUGGGGAAAUAUUUUUUCUAUAAGAUCUCCAAACUCAGAGAAGUAUAAUUCAAAACGACAUUACAUUUCAUUUGUAAAGAAAGUGAUUUUGAAGUCUUUUCUGUUCAAUGAUUGCCAACUCUUAAGAUUCAUUCUUCAACAAUCCCAAAGUGUGCUUUAUACAUUAUUUAUUAUAAAAGUUUGACUUCCUUAACUAAGAAUAUUAACAGAAAAUACUCUUACAAUCAAUAGGUUAAGAUACUAUUUGUAAAAAUUUAUAACCCCUUGGUGAUUUAGAGACACUAUAAAGUAUUAUGUCUGGCAUUUGUUCUUCACCCCUUUUAAUAACAAUAAACCAGUCUAAGAAGUCGAAAAGAAUUCAGCAUCAGUUUCAGGCUUCUGUACAAAGUUAGAGGGCUCUGACACCCAUAGCAGGAAUGCCAGCUCAGGACAAAGUGAAUACUGUGGACUUGUAAUUUCCCUACGAAGAAUUCCACUCUUUAAGAGAAUUAGAAUCCACUCUAAAUUCUGGCUACAGGUGGUUUUCUCUCCCCACAUGAAUAAAGAGAUGUCUUACUUUAAAAAUGUCAUCUGAAUGUAGGUAAUUUAUAGGGAAUAAAUUCAUCAGAUAACCUCAAGUUGCAUCAGAAACUAGUCUUUGUGGGCUCCUCACCUCAUCUGAAAAGGGCAGAGUAAAAAUGAAGCCCCGUACUUCAGAAAAGCAAACUUAACUUUGUGGAUUUGCUGUAGGUCAUGCAAAGGGAUGGAAAGACGAAACAGCAAAGGUAGCUCUUGAUGCUCAGGCAGGACAGAUCCCAGCCCUCUUUUCUGUCCUCACACCAGGCAGGGCCUCCUUCAAAUGAGCCAGUGGCCAAAGAGGAGGCUUUAACUCAGAUUACAUUUUUAUAGGUUUUUGUUUCACAGUUUUAUAGUUAGCAGCACAAACUGGGCCAAAGAAACGUUGCCUUAGAAAGAUAUGAAUAAAGAAUUAAGAGUGAACCAGAGUAAAUAUUGUUUUACUCCCUAAGGACAUGGCCAUGUAAGUAGUCCUUCCUUUUGUAAUCUUGAGUGAGGCACUUUAGGAAGAUAAAUUUGAGAAGAAUAAAUUCAGGAAUUCUGAGAUAAAUAUAGAGUUGAAGUUUUGCUGUACCCUUUCUCACAUACUUUUCAAGAAUCUAGAAGGGGGUGGCUAAAAUACAUAUUUUUAACCCUCAGAGAAGUGUUUUCAACCAAAGAUGAUGCUUACCAAAAUAGACUUUCAUAGUAUAGCUUCCACUUCAAAUUUAGUUGUUCCAGUUUAAUAUAUUUAUAUGUAAGAUUGAAAUAAGUAUGUACAUAUAAAUUAUGUUGUUGAUCAAAUAACUUGUCAAUUACUUGAACAUAUGGGGAAACCAUUUUUCUCUAGAAAUGUUUGUUUAAAUGAGAGAUAGAAAAGUGUAUUUGAAUUUAAAGGUUUCUUAAAACUCCAAGAAUGUAUCCCCAGUAGAAUGAGAAGUCGCAUGUCUGUAUUGUUCAUUUUUUGAGAAUUGGUCUUUCAAAUCUAUUAAAAUGUCAUUAUGGAGAA